UGUCGCACGCAUCCGGUUACCCAUGUUGCCAAUCUCGCGUUAGACCACGUUGGGGGUUCUAGGCACAGCGGCAACUGCACUUCGCGUCUUGCCAUUGCAACGUGCAGCAGCGCGAUGGAUGUUCUUACGGUCAGUCCUGCUGUUCAGCGCCUUUUGCUGGAUUUGGUGGCCAAGGACACAGAACGCUCAACGCAGGAUUCAGCCGAGAAUCCUGCGCAUUCUUCCGAGGCUGGUGAUGCUGUGUGCCCUGGUCCUUCGCAAGACGCAGAUGGACCCAGUGUGACCAAGAAACGACGACAUGCAACAUGUGACUGGACACCAGGGGAAACAAAACUCCUCCUUGAUCGCUACUCCAACUACUUCCCACAAGUAGGCCCAAUGAAAAAAUUUAAAAACAAAAAGUGCAUGUUUGCAAAAAUUGCGCAGGAUAUUAAAGAUGUGGCUGGCUCAAUCUGGACAGGUGAUCAAUGCUGCACACGGUAUAAAACUGUGUGCAAAAGAAAGAAAAGUGCAUGUGUCCAGAACAGCCAGUCUGGAAACUCUCCCCAACUGGUGGAGUAUGAAGAUGAGCUCGAAAAAAUCAGACACCUGGAUGACAGCUUAGAGCCGGAAGUUGUCCGUGAUUCCGCUGGUGUGGUAUCACAGAAGACGUCAUCACAACCCUCACCAGCCAGUUCACAGAGUGAAAGUACGGACAACAGUUCCAGCCUAUCUGGAUCAUGUGAACAGAAAGAUGAUGACCACAAAAAAAAAAAAAAAAGAAAAAGGCAAGAGAGAGAGCACCAGCCGCGCGCACCACAUGAAGGUUUUCCUCGACGAAAUUCAAGAAAUUGAAGAAAGCAAA
Dermacentor silvarum is the source of this 844-nucleotide messenger RNA. RefSeq lists its product as uncharacterized. The record is from RefSeq and is a predicted model, not a curated record. The transcript has 4 exons. Lineage: Eukaryota; Metazoa; Arthropoda; Arachnida; Ixodida; Ixodidae. Bases 115 to 834 code for a protein of 239 amino acids.